Messenger RNA from Magallana angulata, 1155 nucleotides. RefSeq lists its product as uncharacterized. The transcript has 3 exons. Bases 113 to 694 code for a protein of 193 amino acids. The record is from RefSeq and is a predicted model, not a curated record. NCBI's taxonomy places the organism in Eukaryota, Metazoa, Mollusca, Bivalvia, Ostreida, Ostreidae.
UCUAUAAAGGCAGAAGGUAGCGAGGUCUGACACUUAUAAGAGUUUUCAUAUUUGUCACAAUUACCACUGGAACUAUUUUUAAGAUAUUCUGUUGUGCUCCGUUUUUCAUUUAAUGGAUAUGGCUUCCUCAGAAGAAAGGAUCAGUCUGGCUCUGGCUUCAUUGAAAGCUGACUUGAUGGAUAUGCGGAGUCAAGAUGUCCAGUUGAUGAAGCAGUUGAUUGCUAUUAACACAACCAUCAGCUCCAUGUCCAGUAGCAGACGACCAGCGUUUCCUGUCCACAGAAGCGCCAGCUUCAGCGUCAUCAACAAAGCUCACCCAGACACGUACCAAAACAGACGAUGCUCAGACAGUGCCUGCACCACCAGAAAAGUACUCACAAGACACAACAGCGAACCUGUGCAGACCCACAGCAGCUCCUUAAACUCUAGCAUGGAAGAGAUUGACAGUAGCUACGAAGAUCUAGCUGGGUCUGACUAUAAUGAUAGUGACAGUGAAUCGUUCACCACCUCCCCACCAUUGGCUGUCUCUAACCGCCGCUCUGUCAGGAAAACGUCUCUUUACUUCAUGAGGCCUCUGCCAGAGGAACACGAUGGCCUUGACGAGAAAAAAUACCACGGGAUUCUAAUGAAGAACAUCAAAUUGUGGAAAUAUUCUCAGGAGUCUUUAGACAGUGCUUACAACACCGGAGAUUGACGAUCUUAUUGCUGGCGCCGUCUGGUGACGCAAAAAAUCGCCGCAGAACUCUUCUGCAUCCGAAGGAGGAAAUAGUGAGCGUUGUAAUUAGUAGUUGAUGAGCCGUCCGCGUAGUGUCGCUAAUGCAGAAGGUGAAACUGAAGUGCCCCUGUCUCAUAUAUCACAGUUUAAUCUAUCUCCUAGUGAAGGCAGCCGCUCUAAUGGCACGAAAAGCUGUACAUGCACCGCUUAUGUAACACAGCUUGCCGAGAGAAUGCGUACAUUAAGGUGAACUUACCGAGAUGUUAACAUGGACUGAACGUUUCGUUCGUGAAAACAACGUACAUGUACCAUUCCAUUGACUAUUGUAUGAUGUACAGUAUUUGUUAGUCAGAAGAUGAAAUCGAUUCUGUCGAUUUUUUUUAUACAAUUGUUAUUUUUUUUAUUGGUUUGUUAAAAGUAAUAAAAUCCCCAAAAAAUGA